Molecule: messenger RNA, 1428 nt
Organism: Schizophyllum commune H4-8
Lineage: Eukaryota; Fungi; Basidiomycota; Agaricomycetes; Agaricales; Schizophyllaceae
Exons: 8
Coding region: 1-1428 (475 amino acids)
Biological process (GO): actin filament organization; endocytosis; actin cortical patch localization
Cellular component (GO): actin cortical patch
Molecular function (GO): phosphatidylinositol binding; ubiquitin binding
Source: RefSeq, a predicted model, not a curated record
AUGGCGGCUGCAAUGACCUUUGCGAAGGCCUUCUCGCGCGAGAAACCCCAUUCGUCUAUCACAGAUUGGGUCGAUAUACUGACGGCGAACACGAUCGAUGACGAGGCGUACGAUGGUAUCCCAGAGUUGGUGGACUCGAUCAACUUGCAGGCGUCGGGACCGGCUGAAGCCUCCCGUGCCCUGCGCAAGAAGAUCAAGCAUGGAGGUCCUCACCAGCAGUACAGAGCCCUCGUGCUCCUCAAGGCACUGGUAGAGAACUGUGGCCAGAAAUUCCAGAGAACGUUCGCUGAUGGACAACUUACUGAUGCGCUGAGGCAUCUUGCGACUGAUCCUAUGACCGACAAGAAGGUCAAGAAGAAGCUGCUCCUCGUCCUCGCAUCAUGGCACGAACAGUUUAAGGGAGACCCCUCCAUGAACAUGGUCGCCAACCUGUACAAGCAGUACAGGCCAACAGAGCGACGGACCGUGGAGUCUGAUCCGGUUUACGGAGUUCAGCUUCAGCGGGCGAGGGAGAAGGAGGAGGCCAAGGCAGCAGCAAGGCGAGAGAAGGAGGAAGCUAAGGAGCGGCGACGCAAGGAAGAAGAAGAGGAGAGGGCUAGGCGGAAGCAGAAGAACAGGCCACGGAGGGCACCUUUCAACUUCGAGCAGGAGAAACCGAAGGUGCUGAAUAGCAUCGUGGAGGCCUCGCAGGCCAGUAGCAACCUCGUCAACGCUAUCACGCUGGUGAAUCCGGAGAAGGAGAGCUUGAAGGAGAAUGCGCGAGUUCAGGAGUGCCUCGAGAAGGCGAAGACGAUCCGCAAACAGAUCGUCCGAUAUAUCCAGCUUGUCGAGAACGAGGAAAUUAUCGGCACCCUUAUCGAGACAAACGAUCGCAUAAUCGGCGCGCUCGAGAUGUAUGACAAGCUGUCCACACCCGACACGCAGACGAGUGAGAGCGCCGCGGACGCCAUCACGGACGGUCUUGCGCGGACCAAGAUAUCCCUUCCCGAGAGCGAAGUUGCAAGACUGCAACAACAGCAACGAGCUGCAGUGGAUCGGGCCAAACGUUCGGGCAAGGAGCCUCAACAGGAGUCCUCGCAUCUCCAUCCUGACCUGGAGGACCUUACCUUCGGGAGCCUGGGCCAGACGUCAAGUAACCUGCCACCACCGAUGAGGCCAACCGCGGCGGCCGACCGCGACUCAGGCGCUUACGACGGGGGCUCGUUAUCCGACUUCAGUGAUUACGAGUCGUCGGACGAGGAGACGCACAACCGCCGGGAGCCGUCUGCGUCGAGGAAAGACUACCUGUCAGCUUCGGACUCUGACGACGACGCGGCAGUCGGCUUCCGCAACGCGAACAACACCGGAACCCUCGUGGACACCGAAGAGGAUCCCUUCGCCGACCCCUUCGCCGACGAGGCGGCCGUAGGCUCGUCGAAGAAGUACUGA